AUGAGGACUGCGUGGGGUGUGGCUGAGCGCCUCGUCAGGACCGGGUGCAGAUUCUGGCUCUUGGGACUCUGCAAGGUCCUCGCCCCACUGCAAGCUGCCUGGGAUGCCUUCUCCCGGCCUGUUCCAGCCAGCUGUGGCCAGCUGCUGACCCAGCUCCUCCUGUGUUGCUCCCUCGCUGUGGCUGUCGCUGGUCUGGCCCAUCACUGGCUAGUGACCUUGUUGUUUUACCCUGUGAGACCCUCAGCUAUUGUGGCUACUGUGUGUGGCCUCCUGAUUUUCCUGAUCUUGAGUCUGCUACACCCAGUCCGCUGCCUGUUUGCUCUCGGUAUACCCACACUUGGCACAGAGCAGGGCCGCCGGCUGCUCUUGUCCUACAGUGCAGCCACCCUGGCCACUGCUGUGGUGCCAAAUGUCUUGGCCAACGUGGGUGCAGUUGGGCAGGUGUUAAGGUGCAUCACUGAGGGCUCCCUGGAGAGUCUGCUCAAUACCACCUACCAGCUGCAUGUAGCAUCCAAGGACCUGGGCUCUGUGGGUCACGCGGACAGCCGGGGCCUGACCUUGGAGGUCCAGGGCAGGGACUCUGUCUUCUGGCUUCACGUGCUCAGGGUCACUCAGCAACUCCUGGAUGACUUCUCUGGCCUCGAGUCCCUGGCCCGCAGGAUAACGCUGGGGAUCCAGCGGGCAGUCACCGGGCUGUUCGUUCUCGGCCUUCUGGUGGACUCAGCCUGGUAUCUCCAUCAUUACCUGACUGACCUGCGGUUCGACAACAUCUACGCCACCCGGCAGCUGACUCGCCAGCUGGCACAGACCGGGGCCAUGCACCUGCUAAGCCCUGCACCCAGCUGGCUGCUGUGGGCCGUGAGACCGAAGUUGUCACAGGAGGAACUACUGCGCUGUGUUCUGAGGCUGGGACUCCUCGCCCUGCUCCUGGUGGCUACAGCCGUGACGGUGGCCACCGACUAUGUGGCCUUCCUCCUGGCACAGGUGGCUGUGGAAUGGGCCCAGAAAUUGCCCCCUGUGCCCAUCACACUCUCAGUCAACUACGAUGCAGCCUACACCAUCCUGAGCUUCAUCCCCUUCCUCUUGGACCGACGGUCUCCGGAGAGCCCCUGGUACUCCACCCACCGCGCCUACCGCUGGGAGCUGCGCCUCACCUCGCGCACCUGUCGCCUGCUGCCCGCGCAGCGGCCCCGCGUGGCUGGCGCUCUGGCGGCGGGGACGCUGCAGCUGCUGGCCGGCUGCACGGUGCUGCUGGACGCCUACGCGCGGCGCCUGCGGCACUCCACGGCCGCGGCCUUCUACGCCGGACAGGAGGCCAAGAGGGCCCGUCACCUCCACGCCCGCCUACAGCGCAGCUACGACCGGCGCCGAGGCCAGAACCUGCCCCCGCAGCCUGCUUCCGACUCCUGA
Messenger RNA from Ochotona curzoniae (black-lipped pika), 1410 nucleotides. RefSeq names its product osteoclast stimulatory transmembrane protein (gene OCSTAMP). The record is from RefSeq and is a predicted model, not a curated record. The transcript is spliced from 3 exons. NCBI's taxonomy places the organism in Eukaryota, Metazoa, Chordata, Mammalia, Lagomorpha, Ochotonidae. Gene Ontology annotation, cellular component: membrane. The coding region runs from base 1 to 1410 and encodes 469 amino acids.